Messenger RNA from Suillus paluster, 814 nucleotides. RefSeq names its product eukaryotic translation initiation factor 5A-2. Gene Ontology annotation, molecular function: RNA binding; ribosome binding; translation elongation factor activity. The transcript has 7 exons. Gene Ontology annotation, biological process: positive regulation of translational elongation; positive regulation of translational termination. The coding region runs from base 338 to 814 and encodes 158 amino acids. Lineage: Eukaryota; Fungi; Basidiomycota; Agaricomycetes; Boletales; Suillaceae. The record is from RefSeq and is a predicted model, not a curated record.
UCACCUGUUCUGCAGCAUAAACAGCCUUACUGCAUCUAGGACAUAUCGGUGUGCCGCCAAACGGAUGCAUAGCAAUGAUUGUCUUGUACCUGAUCAAACUCAAGCCCCAAAUUAGUGCAAGCUUGAAGGAUAGUUGUAUUACUGAGUUGUUCGUCGUUACUUAUGAGCCGAUGCUGACUAUAGUUGACUGCCUUACACACCAUUGAUCAGAAACGGGAAACAUCCAUCGGAGAUUGAAAGCUAGAUCGCUUUUUUGCUACAGGGCGAAUCUUUCGUUCAUCGCCAUCUUCCUCUUAUCCGUCCUUAGAUUUUUGUUUUUACUUCUUAUUCCCCCAUCAUGUCUGACGAUGAGCAACACAACCAGCAGUUCGAGCAAGCUAGCGCAGGUGCUUCGCUCACCUUCCCUAUGCAAUGUUCUGCGCUCCGUAAAAACGGCCACGUUAACAUAAAAGGUCGUCCCUGCAAGAUCGUCGAGAUGUCCACCUCUAAGACUGGGAAACACGGUCACGCCAAGGUCCAUCUCGUCGGUGUCGACAUCUUCACUGAUAAAAAGAUGGAAGAUAUCUCCCCCUCCACCCACAACAUGGACGUUCCCAACGUGAAACGUACCGAGUACGAGGUCGUCGGUAUCGAUGACGGCUUUCUCAGUCUCAUGGAUACUGAUGGAAAGAUGAAGGAGGAUGUCAAGCUUCCCGAAGGAAAGCUUGGUAUUGACAUUCGUGAGGGCUUUGAUAAGGGGGACAGUGUCGUGGUCUCUGUCACUGCUGCGAUGAACGAAGAGCAGGUCACGUCUUUCAAGAUCUCCAAUCAGUAG